Aedes albopictus (Asian tiger mosquito) is the source of this 5793-nucleotide messenger RNA. Its product is annotated as knirps-related protein. Gene Ontology annotation, molecular function: estrogen response element binding; nuclear receptor activity; zinc ion binding. Gene Ontology annotation, biological process: regulation of transcription by RNA polymerase II. The coding region runs from base 1953 to 3305 and encodes 450 amino acids. The record is from RefSeq and is a predicted model, not a curated record. Gene Ontology annotation, cellular component: chromatin; nucleus. The transcript has 3 exons. Lineage: Eukaryota; Metazoa; Arthropoda; Insecta; Diptera; Culicidae.
GGACAAAAAGCAGCAGCGAACGACACCGUCGACGCGUGUAGACAUCGCCGAAUUGAAGCAUUGUCAAACCAGAUCAACGUUAGAUCUGGAUUCCGCCUCCGCCGAUGCGCGUACGUACGAUAUCGCGUGCACAUGUGUGAGCUGUGGUGGUGGCGGUGGCGGCGGUUAUGCGGUGAUAGAGUUGAAUGAGAGUGACUCCGCCCCCGGGACCGGCCGGUUCCGUGCGCUGAUUGGCUCGAUCGUUUCCCCUUCUAUCCGUUCGUUGGAAGCGGCUAGGGUUAGCGCGCGCGCGUGCUAUGCCUACCUGUUGGGAGAUCGUCUCUCGUCGUUGGAUUAAGCAAGCAUGCUGUCUUUGCCGUCUGCGCUUCGCACUGUAUUCUCUGGUUGGGUGACGAGGGCUACACAUACUACCGCAAGCGUGGUGGAUUUCUACGUUGGGUGUACGAUGGGGUGGUUUUACUGUGGACGCAAUGUAGACAAGAGACUGGAAACCAAUACCAGCGAGGGUAUGUCUUGACUUGACUGCUGAAUCUUCGUGCUUGGCAAGGGGUCUUUUUUGUCUUCUUGUGGUGUGCCGAGCAGCUCGGCGGUGAUUUUCGGUUUCAGUUACUGAAUGUGCGCGCUCUCGAUCACAUGGUGUGGUGCGUUGUGGAACGAGAGAAGGUUAUUGUUUUGAACUCCUCUCAACCGGUUGAGUCUUCGAGUGCUGGCUGGUGCCUUAUGCAGGUCGUAAGAAGACCCCGCCGAGUGGUUUAUGUGCAGCAGCCGCGGCAGCAGCAGUAGUGACCAGCUGGUGCACCGAUAACGAGGUAACCACGCGCCUUCCUCAUCAGCAGUAGUGUUGCGCUUUGUGUUUCGUGGUGGUAGUGGUGGUACUUGCUGGUGGUGACGAUACCCCGGUGGGUUCUGGCGAGCCCUUCUGGUGCAGGCAAUCAGUGAUCCGGCAGCGUGCGGGGUUAACAGUUCCGAAACCCCGGUUCAGCGAAACGGUUUCCGCUUUUUCAGUCUGUAUUGUACCGUGAACGCAUCGCGUUGUCGUGACGGAUAGAUUGCGCAUGCGCAUUGAUAAGGGUGUGAUAUGUUUUCUUUUGUUGCAAGAUAAACACAAACAAAUUCGUGCUCCUCAGUGAUAUACAGUGAAUAAAAACACAAAGCAGAAAGCAACGAGAAGAGAUAAUUGGAUGCGUACGUUGGAAGAUAGUUCUCCUCGCAGCUAAUCGUUGGUAAACAGUGAAUGAAUUGCAAAUUAACGAGUGACUUCAAAUUGAAAGCAGAACAACCAGAACACAAUAACAACAAAUAGGCGAAGAUCUCGUCCGAAGGGCAGGAACAUAUGCUGCUGUUGCUCCGUCCCGAGUGCUGCUUAUCAGAUCAGUGUUAAUUGUUUCCCCACGCGACCGAUCGUUCGUGGAGCAACAUCGCCUCGUGCUGGUGAUCUGUUUCUGAAAAUUGAUAGUGAAAACAACCUCACUUUUGUCCAAGGGUUUUUUGGAUGAACUGGAUUCUUGUCGAGUGGAGCAGCAAACGCGCGUGCACAGAUCACAUGUGAUCCGAUCAUCGUCUCCUCGAGAGCUUAGAGCGGCGUCGAUAAUGUGGUGAUAAUACGGUUAUAACGAGGAACACAAACAGAAGGCAGUUGACUUUUGACAGCUACGGUGAUUUCGGAGUUUUUUAGACCCAGUUUAGUGUUUGGUCCAGUUCGGUGCCGUGGCACCUGGUGUAAUUGAGCCCGGAUAACGAGAGCUCCUCAUCCGAUCGGAUCGAUCCGGUGUUAAUCAAAUUUACUCUUUGGAAAAGUGUUUAACGCAAGCGUGCUAUGGAUAGCUGAAUGCAGCAGUGAGAAUUGAGCUGUUUAAGUUGAAAAGACGUGAAUCAAUCGAAUACACUUGGUGUGUCAAUUAGAGUGUAAUAAAGAGGUACAAAUUGAACGGUGACUAGGAGAAUAAAUCAAGAUGAAUCAGCAGUGUAAAGUGUGUGGAGAACCGGCGGCUGGUUUCCACUUCGGAGCGUUCACCUGCGAAGGAUGCAAGUCAUUCUUCGGGCGGUCAUACAAUAAUCUUUCGUCGAUAUCCGAGUGCAAGAACAACGGGGAAUGCAUCAUCAACAAGAAGAACCGAACGGCUUGCAAGGCUUGCCGGUUACGCAAGUGCCUUAUGGUGGGGAUGUCCAAAAGUGGCUCCCGCUAUGGCCGUCGUUCCAAUUGGUUCAAGAUUCACUGCCUAUUGCAAGAGCAGCAGCAAGCCGCUCAACAGCAGGCGGCCAAUCAUAAGGCGGGAGCUCCUCCAGUCCAUGGGAUGUUCGGACCACCCGGGGCCUAUCCACAUGCAAUGUACUCAAGACCGCCCUGCACCAAGGAAGAACUAAUGCUCCUCGGCCUGGAAGAAUACAGCAAACACCCAUCGGCAUCGCCAUCGGUUAGCUCCCCUGAUAGCCACAACUCGGACAGCUCCAACGAAAUCAACGACCGGCGGAACGCUUUGCUCCGGCAGGGAAAACUCCACGAUGCACCAACGAUCAACAAGGAGUUAUUCCUUCCGCUUCCCUUCGGAGGUCUACCGUUGAUGCCGCCACCGGGCUUCCUACCUCCGUCACACCUCAUGUUCCCUGGAUUCCACCCAGCACUAUAUCCACACCACCAAGGUCUGUUGAAACCCGCUGAUACCCCAAUUAUCAGCAGUUCACCACUUGCCAACAACAACAGCCGCUACACACCAAAUCAUAACACUAGCAGCGCUAACACCAACACUACACCCACAGAAACCAAGUCUCCGGAUUCUUUCUCCAAACGUUUCUACCUAGACGCCGUCCUGGAAUCCCAGCGGUGUCCCAGCAACGAAACGGCUGGCAGCGCCAAAGAAGAACCCGAACCGGAAGAAGUGGUCCCAGCUACCAUGACUCCUCCUCGAUCACCUGCCGUCGUGGCAGGCCCUCAGCAGGACAAUCCCAUCGAUCUGAGCAUGAAAACCGGCAGCAGUUGUUCUUCGGAAGAUCACCGGACUUCCGUUUCCGGCGCCGAUAGCGACGAUGAACAACUGGUCGUCGUUACCAACGAUCGCAACUCGCCACUCACCAAAUACACCAACAACAACUCUCUUCCUAACAAUCACCAUCACAAUCACAUCAGCAACAACCACCACCAUAAUCACAACCACCAUCACCACCAGCGGCAUCAAAGUUCCUCGUCGGCCGGCCAUGGGAGUGCAAGCGACUCCGAUAUCGAAGACCGGGAAACCGAAUACGAACGAGAAGUCAAACGGAUGAAGCUUCAAGGAACCACUCCGCUGGAUUUGACCACCAAGGUUUGAUUCCCCGGCGCGUGGACGUUCCACACAACAUCACCCACCAAAAUCGCAGAUCUCGCCCAAGACGAGAUGCGCGCACCGCUGUACAGACUCCUCCAAGGUGGGGUUAAACCCGAAUCGUUGAAAUCCGUUGUACAUAAUAGCAACUAGGCAUAGCAUUAGAUUAGUAAGGAGCUGUUGAUCUGACGAAAGGGAGAUAGAUACAGAGAGAGAGAGAGUGCCUCAUGACAACCGAAGUAGGGCCAGUUUGUGACAACAAUCGAAUAACAUGUGCCAGUAGCGUUUUACCCUUUUUAUUGUGUUAUAAAAGAUUUUUAUUUUGUAAAAAUGAAACAACUAUUCUGUGACAUUCCGGCUGCGCAUGACAGCGCACGGUUAGGAUCUAGGAGUUUUGAUUUGUAAGGACAAUGUGGUCAGUAAGAAACCGAAUCGGUUCCAAUUUCCGACGGUGGGGUCGGAUGGAUUCGAAGUAAACCAAAUUUAUCGAUUGUACGGUAACAGUUAGGGACAAAGGACAUGGUGGUGCAUGGAAGUCGUGUAAAACUUUAAAAAGACAUCUACGAGGUUGAAAUUAGAAAAUUUAUUCGAUGAGUUUGCCCACCGAUAUUUUCUGUUAUGUAUGUUAAAAACAAACGCCGUUGUAUUUUUCAACAUAAGACACACUCAAUCAAUAUUUUAUUGUAUCAUUUUAUGCCAAAUACAAACUACAACAGAUCAUUUAAUAGUUACUACAUGAACUCAAAUAUUUAUUCAGCUUCCUCCUUAGUAACAUGAAUCACUCCUCGAGAAAGACUCCAAUCGUUUCCUUCUACUCUUGCCAUGACGUCAGCCUUGAAGACCUACCAGGUCUACAUUUCUCAAGACUUGUUUAAACACUCAACAAAAUGCUCUGAAUCAUUCCCUGCCACACACUGACUGUCACUCCAGUGCAUCCAUUUUCCAAACUCAUGCAUUCCGUCCGAGUGCAGUCAUUUAUGUCAUCUCAAUGGGCACUCUGUCCAUCUGAGUAUUCUUGCAACCCCAGAGCGCGACAAGAUAGUCGUUCGGCUACUGGAAUUCUCCUCCGCGCGCCAAUCUCCAUCCAAUCCAAGCCAAACCAUCAGAAACGAAUCAUCGCUCUUCCCAUUUCCCAAACGACCCCGAACGCUACAACAAAUUGUGCCGUCACCUAGAGGUGUGAAUCCGAUGCAAAACGUCUGAGAAACGCAUAAAAAUCUUGAUAUAUAUUGCGAGCGUAAAUCCAGAAAUCGCCCGAGGGCAUCCAUUUCAAUAAAUCUGCACGGGGAAGCAAGAGUUCGCGCUCAACUCAACGACCGAGAGCCAAGAGCGUCUUUCCGACUUAAUACCUCUCAUCGUAAACCUACACAUUUUCCCGCGCUGCGGCUGCGGCUGCUGCUGCAGCCACCACAGUAGUGUAGCACUCUGAUUCCGUCCUCAGAUCCAGUUCAUCUCAUAAGACACCGCACAACAACACCACCCCUCCCUUCUUCACCCACCCAAAACUUUUCGGUGAGAAAAGUUUCUCUCAGGCUUCGACUCGAACGGAUCACAAAUCAUUCCUACCCCCAGCAAGCCGCCGCGCCACCACCGCGUGAAACCCCAACCCGCCACCCAUUCCUUAAUAGACCAAUUUCUCAUCAUGUGAUGAUGAUAAAAUUAAGCUUGUAAACUUUGGGAGCAAAACACUCACGAACAUACUCACAGAAAAAAAACCUCCUCUGCUAGAGCAGUCACCAGUGGACCAGCUCAACCUGGCGCUUGGUACGCUAACUAACUACUGCAAACACCCAAACGACACACGCACAUACACAAACACAAGCAAAGACAGACAAGAGAAGAAAAAAAGUUGUUAAAUUAAGGUUAGUUAGUCCAAUGUGUAGUUUAAUUUCGUUUUUAAGUGGAACCCAUAAAACACGCAGUGGAAUAGACAAACAUGGGCACAACGCGCACACAAACUCGACAAUCUUACACAGAGCAGCGAAAGAUACCGAUAGAGAGAGAGAACCGUCCUUGCAGCUCGGUCCCGCAAUAAAUAGUCUAGAAGAUGAUAAAACAAACAGCUGAGUUGAGGAAAGUGGUUCAGCAUCCACCGCGAACCCUCAUAACUAGGACGCACCCAAAGCCGGUGUGAAAAUUCGCCUCGUAGACCGAAAGUGAUCAGUUUUUUUUUUUUUGGGUAGGUACCAACCCAUUUGCGAACUUGUAUGUUUUGUGACAUAGUGGAUAGAUUAUUUAAACAGUAAACGGCAUAUCACGAGAACACACAAUAUUAUAUUUAAGAACCAACGACGAUGGUCUUUGGAUUUUUAGGCAAAGCGCAAUGGUUUUAGCUAGCGGUAGGUAAAUCAAAUUGUUGACUAAUGUAAAAAAGUGUUUAGCGAGUAAGAUGUGGAAAAGUUUUUGAAAAUGUAUUUACCAUAUAUGCGGAAAGUGAAACUCUUUUGAAAGACGAGAAUAAAUAUCCUGUUGAAGGACCUUAUUUAAUUCGAAA